AGUUCCAAGAGGAGUGCAGUAUUGCUGUAUUUGUAACUCAUAUCGGGGGAAAAUAGUCGAAGGAAGAACUGUUUCCUUACACAAGUUUCCUCAUUACCCUGAACUAAAACAAGAAUGGAUGAAUCGAGUACGUACUGUGAUGACAGCUGGCAUUAAGGAAAAGCCUACGGCAAAGGUUACUGCUCACAGCAAAUUGUGCAGUGAGCAUUUUUUGGGAAAACGUGGACCAAAACGCCCCCACAUCUCAUUGCCAUCACUGUUUCCAAAUAUGGAAUUUGAGAUUACAUCUGUAAGUUGUUGUUUUUCCCAUGAUGUAUUGUAAUGAUGACUAAUAAUUAAAUAAAUGAUAUUUCGAAAUUAAAGAGUUUCAGACAAUGACCGAUCAUUAAUUGAUCAAAUUUUCAAUAAAUGGUGGUUUGGCGUGCCAUUUAUUUCCCAUGCCACUGCUGAAAUCUUGUUUGCCAUAACCUCAAGUGUUCUUUCAUGGCAACCAAGCUGACAGCCAUUUAAAAAAAAAAAAAUGAGUGCAAACACAGGCCUGCUUUGAUGGGAAGGGAAAAAGUGAGAGAAUGUUUGGCUAUUUUUACCGAAAGAAAUGAAAUUAGGCUGAAAAAAAACGUUAAAAUUUAAUUUAAAAAUUCUGCCAGUUCAUUAAUUUCGUGGCGAACGAAGCUACCGGUACUUUAUUAUAUCCCCCUACUGUAAAUAUGUAGCAUUAAGUCUCGGCGACCUGCGCCCCCCCCCCUUUUUCUUGGCAUAAUUUAAGCGGGUACAUUAAUUAUUUAAUUUCAUGUCGAGCGAAGCAACAUUCUUGCAUUUCUUUAGAUAUUUAGCAAGAAGUCUCAACAACCAUCAGUCGCUCCCUUCCCUCAAUUAAAAUAUGUGAUUGUGGCUACAGUUACACACUGUUGUAAUUCAAAGUGCAAAAAUAAAGAAAAACAAUAUAAAAUAUUUUUUAAAUAAUAAAAAACCAAAUUACAGUUGCAUCGAAUACACUUUGACAUAGUUGAUUGCAGGUUCCAGCAAACAUAGAAUCCAAAAGUUGCCAAUAAAUUAAUUGAUAGUCAAUAAAGUUCCCGUUAUCCAAAAUGCUGGAGGAUUUAAACAGUAUAAUAAACCACCCAAUGAAAAUAUAAUUUAAAACUUAAAAAGAAAAGUUGACUCCAGUAACAAUCCAAGAAUAAAGAAAAGGGAGAGAAUCCUAGUAGUCUUACACUGAAACUUAUUGUGGUGCACUGAACCAACAUUAGCAGAAUUUUCAUAUGAUUACUAAUUUAGACCUGUUUACCCCCAAACUUUUAAAAUCGUACAAUAUCAUCAAAAAAUCGUUCAAUGUUUUAUAUUAAUAGUUAAAAAUAAACAUACAGUAUAUAUAGGCCUAAUACUAAUGUAUAAUAAUGUAUACUCCUCAAAAUUGUACAUUGUACGCCAAAAUUGUAAGAGUAAACAGGUCUGCUAAUUAAAAUUUUAAUUUAUUUUAGUCUUCAGUGUGAUUUAAGUUUUAAAUCUACGUUUACAACUUCACUUUUAAAAUGAUGAUGAAAUUCAUUAUUAGACUAUUGCUCUUGUAAAGUAUUGUUACUUGAGUAGAGACUAUGGGUGUCUAUAUAAUUUAGGGGAGGGGGGAGAAGCAGUUGCUGCCGAUUUGAGUUGGGGAAGGAGAUAAAAUUUUCCACGCCUGCCUUUGCGCCUGAAAUUUCUCUAGGUAGUAAAAUUAAUAUUGGAUAGAAAACUAUUUGAUUAUUAAAUUUUAUAAAUUAUAUUUUUUAAUGAGGAAAAAAGGGGUGGGUUUUUUUUUGUUAAGCGAAAAAAGAACAGGUUACAGGAACUGCUCAUUCCUGCCAAAGACAAUCAGGGACUGCAACAAGCUUUCCAAAGGAACUGUUGAGGCGACAAUACUUGACACAUUUGCAUCUAUUGCCUCAGGCCUUCCAACCCCCCGCUCCUGAUACCCUCGCUGAGUAGCCAUUGCAACCAGUGAAAUAUCCUCUUCAAUACCAGGGAAAGAAAUAUUGCGAAUCCCCUUUACAUAGAUAGGAGCCAUAAUUAUCAAUACAUGGUCUUAAUGGACCCUUAAUAUAAAAAUAAGAAGUCUAUAUUAUUGUUAUACCCAACAAUUUUUUAAUGAAUGAAAACAAAAAUUAAAACUAUAAGCCUAAUAAAAAAGUAGUUUUUUUUAAAAUAAUCAGAGAAUUUGGUAUUAUUUGCUGAAAAUGUGAAAUAGUAUGGAUCUAUCAAUUUUUAUUAAUUAUUAAAAUGUCAACAAUAUUUUUUUUUAAAUUUUGAUUGUAAAUUUUUGUGUUACUAUUAUUCCUAUGAACUCCUGGAAUCAAACACCAUUGUUGUUACUGGCACCCACACUACAAAAUUUACAAGUUCAAGGUAAAUGUAAUUUUUUAAAAGUUGAACAUAUAUUAUUAUUAAAUUUAACUAAAAUGGGCAAAGUAAAACAUAUAAAUAUGCAUAGAAUUUUUUUUAAGUCAUUAAUAAUUGUAACAUAAAGAUUAGACUAAAAUAAAAUUGUACUGGUCAUUGGAAAAAUGUGUAUAUGUACUUGUUGGCUUUGUUAGUAUCUUUGGUAGGUCGUUUCACAGGUCUUUGCAAAUCCACCAUCUACUUUAGGGUCUAACCAUGAUUAGCUCCAACUGUCGAGUGACAGUUGUGUGUUUGUCCUAUGAUACUUUGUCAUCAAUGCGAAGACUUCAGAAUGAAACUUGUAAAUCACUACUUGUAAAAAUUAUGAGCAGCGGUUGAAAGUUACCAGACUUCAGAUUUUUUAUUACAAUUUUAUUUAUUUAUUUAACAUCUGCUUUGUUGGAUCUUUCACUAUCUGGUGGAUAGAUGGGGGUGGAGGGGAGAUAUGCUCUAUGCAUCAAAUAGAGAUGGUUAGAUUUAUUAUGAAUUUUUUCUAUUUAACACCCCCCCCCCCCUUUUCCAACAUAAGAUAAUGUAUGUGUAUGAUCAAACACCUCAGGUUCCAAUGAAAUCCUCAAAAAAACUUAGCAUUGAUAAAACAGCUGUCAUCAUCUUAGACAAGGUCAGUUCUAUUUAUUGAUUCAUAUCUUAUCCCUUUAAAAGAUUGGUACACGUAUAUAAUAUUUAUGAGGAAAAUGUCUCAGUACUUUUAUUGCAGACUUCAGUUUAGACCUAAAUUAUCAGUAUCCCUGAAGUUUAAGACAUAAAAUACACACCCCUAGAGUCUAUGACACAAAAUACACACCCUUGGAGUAGAGACCGACCGAAAGUGAUUUUCUAAUUUCGACCGAAACUGAAAAAAGUCCGAAAGUUAAAAAUGACUUUCGGCCGAAAGUUAAAAAUGACUUUCGGCCGAAAAUGAAAUUUAGAUAUUUUGAAACUCUUUCCCACAUUACAUUCUGCAUACAUCAAAAAUGAUGGGAGAAAGUAUAAAUAUUUACAUUCUUUUUAUAUAAAAUGAGAUAAUCGUGAAUAUUAAUAAAUAAACAUCUAAUAUAACAUCUUUUUGUUAAAGAUCGCUUAGUUUGUUCUUAAAGAUCGCUUAGUUUUUGUUUAAAGAUAUUUUAGUUUUGUUAUUAAAGAUCAUUUAGUUUGUUCAAAAAAUAUCGGUAAGUUUUUUCUUAAAGAUCCCUUAGUUUGUGUUAUUAAAAGAUCGUUAGUUUGUUCAUACAGAUCGCUAAGUUUUUUCUUAAAGAUUAUUGAUUUUGUUCUUAAACAUCGCUUAGUUUUUCUUAAAGAUCAUUCAGUUUGUUCUUAAAGAUCAUUUAGUUUGUCUGUAUAGAUCGUUUAGUUUGUUAUUAAAAAUCGUUAAGUUUGUUCUUAAAGAUCGCUUAUUUUGUUGUUGAAGAUCUCUUAGUUUUUUCAUCAAGAUUGCUUAGUUUGUUCUUAUAGAUGAUUGAUUUUGUUCCUUACGAUUGAUUAGUUUGUUCUUAAAGAUCUUUUAGUUUGUUCCUAAAGAACAUUUAGUUUUCUGUUAAAUAUAUCUUAGUUUAUUCUUGUAAAUCAUUUAGUUUACUAUUAAAGAUCAUUUGUUUUGUUCUUAAAGAUCAUUUAGUUCGUUCUUAAGAAUCGCUUAGUCGAUCUUUAAGAUUGUUUAGUUUUUUAUUAAAGAUCGAUUAGAUUGUUCUUAAAGAUCGCUUUGUUUGUUUUAAAGAUCAUUUAGUUUGUUCUUAGAUGUCGCUUAGUUUGUUGUUGUAUAUCGUUUAGUUUGUUCUUUAAGAUCGCUUAAUUUGUUCUUAAAUAUCGCUUUAUUUGUUUUUAAAGAUCACUUUAUUUGUUUUUAAAGAUCGUUUAGUUUGUUCUUUAAGAUCGCUUCAUUUGUUCUUAAAGAUUGUUUAGCUUGUUCUUAAAUUUCCCUUAGUUUUUUGUUAAAUGUCGCUUUUGCUGAGAAUUAGAUGACAGAAAACCUCAGUCACUUUCGGCCAGAUGGCCGAAAGUCUAAGUCAAUUACGGCCGAAACCGAAAAAACCCAAAAGUUAACUUUUCUCUUUCGGCCGAAACCGAAAAAAAAAAAAGGUUAACUUUUCUCUUUCGGCCGAAACCCAAAUUAAGCCGAAAGUUAACUUUUCUCUUUCGGCCGAAACCCAAAUUAAGCCAAAAGGUAACUUUCAGUUUCGGCCGAAACCAAAACUUGGCCGAAAGUGAUAAAAUGGCCACUUUCGGCGCCGAAACCGAAAUUCGGUCAGUCUCUACCUUAGAGUCUACAACACAAAAUACACACCGUUAGAGUUGGCCACACAAAAUACACACUCUUAGAGUCUAAAGCACAAAAUACACACCCUUAGAGUUUGCCACACAAAAUACACACUCUUAGAUUCUACAACAGCGGUUCCCAACUUGUGGGUUGCGACUCCUUUGGGAGUUGAACGACCCGUACACAGGGGUCCCCUAAGACCAUAGGAGAACAUAUUUAUGAAGAAGCAACAAAAAUAAUUUAUGGUUGGGAGUUACCACAUGAGGAACUGUAUGAAGGGUCCGGGCUUUAGGAAGGUUGAGAACCACUGGUCUACAAAAAAUGCUUUUAGUGCAUCCUCUGAUACACCAGCUAUCUAUCUUUGUUUAAGUAACAAUUUAUAUCUGCUACUAGUCAAGUCUCUCUCUCUCUUUCUCUCUCUCUCUCAAUUACUUAACUUUAAUGGAGAUUAAAUUAUCUUAUGAGGCACAGAACAAUGCAUUAUAGAACAAUUCAUUACAGAACAAUGCGGUACAGAACAAUUUAGUACAGAAAAAUGCGGUACAGAACAUUGGGUCAAAGUAUGAUGCCCAGAUUAUUUAUUUAUGUCUGCUUUAUUGGAAAACCUAGUUUCAAAGUCUACAUACAUUACACCGUACGUCAUCUUAUGAUGUUAUAUUAUUUAUUUUGCUGUGCUACAUCUACAUACAUUAUACUCUACAUCAUUUAUAUGAUGUUAGAUUUACAUUUAUUAUUAUUAUGCUACAUCUCUCCUGUUUUAUAAGUUCCAGUCAGAUUCUGAAAAGUUGUUCAUUUCAAUUCAAAGGACUGGAUGUAAAAUAAUGCUUAACCUAAAAGGAACACGUGAAAGGAUUUUAUUUUUAGUGAACUUUACAAUGGUAGGAGUACUGAUAUUUUUUAAUAAUAUUUUUUUCACAGAAUGUUGAAGACACACCAGAUAUUAUCUGGAUCUGGAAGCAUGGUCAUUUCUUUGAUAAUGCGAUAAAAACGAGACUAGGAACAUCUGUCAUGUUUCAUGAUUAUUGCGGUAGAAUAAAUCCUCAUACCAUUCAUCAGAACAAAUUAAAAUGUGGUACACAAACAUGCUCAAUUAAAGAAUGUGCAGUGCAUGUACAGACACCAGAUGACCAAAGCAGCUCUAUAGAACUAAAAUUACAAGAUGACCCAAGCAGUUUAGAAAUAAUGCGCAAUAUAAAACGGGAAAUAGAAAAUGACCAAAGUGAUUCUUGGAUGAUGUCUACUAUAAAACUUGAAACAUUGGAUGACCAAAGUGAUUCUGGGAUGAUGUCUACUAUAAAACUUGAAACAUUGGAUGACCAAAGUGAUUCUGGGAUGAUGUCUACUAUGAAACUUGAAAC
Lymnaea stagnalis (great pond snail) is the source of this 6027-nucleotide messenger RNA. Lineage: Eukaryota; Metazoa; Mollusca; Gastropoda; Lymnaeidae. The record is from the annotation of a GenBank genome assembly.